Messenger RNA from Verticillium alfalfae VaMs.102, 1350 nucleotides. RefSeq names its product 37S ribosomal protein S23. Gene Ontology annotation, cellular component: mitochondrial small ribosomal subunit. The record is from RefSeq and is a predicted model, not a curated record. Gene Ontology annotation, molecular function: structural constituent of ribosome. The coding region runs from base 1 to 1350 and encodes 449 amino acids. NCBI's taxonomy places the organism in Eukaryota, Fungi, Ascomycota, Sordariomycetes, Glomerellales, Plectosphaerellaceae. The transcript has 3 exons.
AUGGCGUCUGUCAACUGCACACGGUGCCUGACGCGGCCAACCUCCGGCCUGCGCCUGGCGGACCGCAUUACCCCCAUCAUCACAUGGACCGCCCCCUUCACGACGACAACAGCCGCGGCCGCCGGGCCGUCCAAGGUUGUCGGCAAUAAGCCUCGCCAGGUGAUCGGAAAACAUAUCCGCAAGGGCAAGGUUGGCCAGAAUUCCAAGAAGAAGCGCGAGCUCAGCAACAACAACGCCGCAGUCGUCCCAGGCUUGCCCGUCGCCGAUGCCUCCGCCAUGGUCAGCAAGGAAAACCUCGGUCGCAUCAUCGGCAUGCCCGACAAGCUCAUCGACCAGCUGCGCGCCCUCGAAUCGUUCAAGACUACGCAGAACUGGGGCCUGUUCCGCAAGCCGCACAUGCUCGUCAGGAAGGAGACGGUGCAGAUGAUGGAGAGGUUGAACGAGGCGGCGGCGGAAAAGCAGACGCUGAGCACCGUCUUGACGGGUGAGCGCAUCUCGGGCAAGAGCUUGCUGUUGAUGCAAGCCAUGUCCUACGCCCUUCUCAACAACUGGGUCGUCAUCCACAUCCCCGAAGGCGAGUACUCCAACCCCCCCCCUUCUCUCUUUCUGUUUGGAAUAUCUACUGACAGCUCAACAGCCCAAGACCUCACCAAUGCGCAUACUGAGUACUCGCCCGUGCCUCAGACAACCCCUGUCGAGUUCACUCAACCCGUCUACUGCUUCCACCUUCUACAGACGAUCAUCAAGGCAAACCACGACAUCCUCGCCCAGUACAAGGCCUCGAAGAACUAUAGCCACCUGCAGCUCCUCCAUCUCCCUGAGGACCCCACGCUCGCCGACCUCAUCACUGCUGCGAAGGAGCCUGAUUACGCCUGGCCCGUCCUCAAGGCCCUCUGGUACGAGCUGACUGCCGUCCCUGGCCGCCCGCCCGUCCUCCUCGGCCUCGACGGCCUCUCCCACAUUAUGAAGAUCAGCGAAUACCGCGACCCGUCCUUCAACCUCGUCCACUCUCACGAUCUGACCCUCGUCCGCCUCUUCACUGACGCUCUCUCGGGCAAGACUCCCUUCGUCAACGGCGGCGCACCGCCGCCGGCAAACACUUUGCCCACGGCAGACCCCUACCGCAAGGACUAUGAUGCUCGCGUGCACGAGGUCCUCGAAAAGGUCGACGUCUUCCACGUCGAUAACGUCUCCAAGGCCGAGGCCCGUGCCGUCAUGGAGUAUUGGGCCGCCAGCGGCAUGCUGCGGUCUCUCGUCAACGAGACGACCGUCACGGAGAAGUGGACGCUCGGUGGCCAGGGCGUCAUCGGAGAGAUUGAGCGUGCCGCGCUGCUGCAUUCGCGCAUUUAG